This is a messenger RNA of Papaver somniferum (opium poppy), 922 nucleotides long. RefSeq lists its product as uncharacterized. The transcript is spliced from 4 exons. NCBI's taxonomy places the organism in Eukaryota, Viridiplantae, Streptophyta, Magnoliopsida, Ranunculales, Papaveraceae. The coding region runs from base 311 to 679 and encodes 122 amino acids. The record is from RefSeq and is a predicted model, not a curated record.
AGAUUGAUAGCUUUAUGUCAACAAGAUUGGCUAAUGAGAAUGAUGCAAAUAGAAGUUAAAGUUGGAAUUCUUAAUCCAGUUUGAUGGAGUGACCUCUAAUUCUGAUGAUCUUGUGAUCGUAAUUGGUGCAACCAAUAAGCCACAAAAAUUAGAUGAUGCUGUCUUCGCAGACUGGUUAGGAAGCAACUAUUAUAUUUAUCCAUACGUGUUCGGUGCAGGCUGGAAAGACUUUGCCAUCGACAACAAGCUGAAAAUUGGUGACUAUGUGAUAUUUUAACUCAUUGAUAGACUUCCAGAGGCAACAUUUGUAAUGAACUUUCAUAUCUACCAAAUUCCAGUUUCUGUUCCUUCGCCAGUUCCUGCAAAAGAAAGUAAUGGACCACCAGAAGAAUGUUUCACUCGUGUACCGUCUUCUCCGCUUGCACAAGAAAGAAAGAGACGUGGAAGGCCAUGUGAAAAUUCGACGAUAAAAAAGGGAGGUUCUGAUAAUCACGCAGGAGCAUCUCCGAGGGAAGUCAUGUCGUUUAGUUCUCCGUUUCCUUUUUUUUGGACCUGUGUGAAGCACUUCAAUGAUAUUCGUCUGACUAUACCAAUUAAAUUUGCAAGAGAACAUCUUCCAGCUAAGGUAACAUAUCCAAAAAGUGGGGAAGAAAAAAAUCAUUGUCUUGCUACAAAAUGAGGAAGGCUGCAGUUGGGAGCUUCGUGUCUUAGGAAAUGUAAGUCAAUACAUUUUCAGUGAAGGCCUGAAAAAGUUUGCCACCAGACAACAACCCGAAAAUUGUCGAUUAUGUGAUUUUUGAACUCAUUGAUACACUUCCAGAUGCAAAGCUUGUAAUGAACUUCAUAUCCAUGACUUGUAGUUGAUGAUGAUUCAGAUGAAGAAUAAAGCUGCCAUUCAGGGUGUCAUUCAUUAGAACUUCCA